Molecule: messenger RNA, 1940 nt
Organism: Penaeus monodon (black tiger shrimp)
Lineage: Eukaryota; Metazoa; Arthropoda; Malacostraca; Decapoda; Penaeidae
Product: E3 ubiquitin-protein ligase Siah1-like
Biological process (GO): multicellular organism development; proteasome-mediated ubiquitin-dependent protein catabolic process
Cellular component (GO): cytoplasm
Molecular function (GO): ubiquitin conjugating enzyme binding; ubiquitin protein ligase activity; zinc ion binding
Source: RefSeq, a predicted model, not a curated record
GUUCCCUGGAAAUAUUUUUACACGUAGAAGAUUCUUGGUGUUUUGUGCGAUUAUAUUAUUACUAAUUCUGGAAUGAAUAUUAUGUGAAUAAAGAAAAUAACAAUGAGUGCAUUUGCCAGCAAGAGUGGCAGGGUGGUACCCCCUCAGUCACCCAGUCAGUCUGGUGUACCUCCAGGAGGCAAUACAGACUUAGCUAGUCUAUUUGAAUGCCCAGUGUGUUUUGAUUAUGUAUUACCACCAAUAUUACAAUGCCAGAGUGGUCACCUUGUCUGUGCCAACUGCCGCCCAAAAUUGACAUGCUGUCCAACCUGUAGAGGACCACUAGGUAAUAUCAGAAAUCUUGCCAUGGAGAAGGUGGCAUCCACAGUCAUGUUUCCUUGUAAGUAUUCCUCAUCAGGCUGCUCAGCAACCCUCCUUCACACAGACAAAACAGAACAUGAGGAUACAUGUGAGUUCCGUCCAUACAUGUGUCCAUGUCCUGGAGCAUCCUGUAAAUGGCAAGGAUCUUUGGAACAAGUUAUGCCACACCUCAUGAGCGUCCACAAAAGUAUCACAACUCUACAGGGUGAGGAUAUAGUUUUCUUAGCAACAGAUAUCAAUUUACCUGGAGCUGUAGAUUGGGUCAUGAUGCAGAGCUGUUUUGGUCAUCACUUCAUGUUGGUUUUGGAGAAGCAAGAAAAAUAUGAUGGACAUCAACAAUUCUUUGCAAUAGUUCAACUAAUAGGAUCGAGAAAACAAGCUGAAAACUUUGCCUACAGAUUGGAGUUAAAUGGACUUCGACGGAGACUAACUUGGGAAGCCACACCACGAUCAAUACAUGAAGGUGUGCAGUCAGCCAUCAUGAACUCUGACUGUCUUGUCUUUGACACAUCCAUUGCCCAGUUGUUUGCAGAUAAUGGUAACCUUGGAAUCAAUGUCACAAUAUCCAUGUGCUGAAGGACAUCAACUGGUCUGGAGAAGGUUUUCACCAGCCAAAACUUGAAUGUGCUCAAAGCCUUUGUGGUGGCCAAGAUGCCAAGCAUUACUGAUGGGGAAAGCCUCAUGUCAAGAACGACAGGAUUGGCCCAAGUACAACAGCAUAUUUACAACUGUGUGGAUGUGAAAAAUCACUUUGUAAAUAGUUUGUUUUUUCAAGGAAUGAACCAAUAUUUUUUUUCCAUUCAUCACAACUAAUGUAAGUACAUUGUGUUCAUCAGAUCUGCAUUAUUUUAUUUACUUGAGUUACAGUUAUGGUAAUUUUGUAGUGAACAUAUAUAAUGCUUACAUUAUCUACAACUUGGAUGUGUGAGGAAAUGUCAUCAGAUCAUAAAUGUGGACUGAGUAAACUUUCAUACUGCUAUAACUAUAACAAGAAGCAUCAGUAUUUUUGUAAGUUGGUUAUUACUCACACUUCUUUGAGGAUUGGUGUGUGUUUGGAAAAGAGAUGAUUCUUGUAUUACAACAGAGACUCAUAUCAGUGAUAUAGUAUUAGUGACUCCAGAUCACUUUCCAUAAUUCAGACUUCUCCUGUGGUAGAAAGUCAUGGGAUAACAAACUGAAAGUGUAUGAGUUUAUUAAGGUAAUUAUUUAUUUACUUUUCCCAUGAUGUAUUUUUUGUGGUAAUAAUAGGAAUGCCAUAUGUGAGGGACAAAUAAACAAUAGAACAUCUUCAGUCUUACCAGAUUUUGUAAAAUAUGUAGGUAGUUUAGAUGGUUUUACUUAUUCUAUUUGCUUUUAAAAUAACUUUUAUACUUUUCUUCUGACUAAAAUUUAAAGUAAAGUUUCUUGUGGAUAGUUUAAGUACUUGGUCAUGUAGAACAAUGAAUGGCACAAGUACUUUAAAACUGUUUUCUUAGAAAUAAAAGACCUUCAGAAAGACAAUUCCAGGUGUUUAUGCAUUAUUUAUCGUCUGGAAGAACUGGAAUUUUGUCAUAAGUCUGCAGUUGUUUAUGCAGUCUGAG